Colius striatus (speckled mousebird) is the source of this 2964-nucleotide messenger RNA. RefSeq names its product pre-rRNA 2'-O-ribose RNA methyltransferase FTSJ3. The transcript has 22 exons. Gene Ontology annotation, molecular function: rRNA (guanine) methyltransferase activity; rRNA (uridine-2'-O-ribose)-methyltransferase activity. The coding region runs from base 153 to 2681 and encodes 842 amino acids. Gene Ontology annotation, cellular component: preribosome, large subunit precursor; nucleolus; nucleus. NCBI's taxonomy places the organism in Eukaryota, Metazoa, Chordata, Aves, Coliiformes, Coliidae. The record is from RefSeq and is a predicted model, not a curated record. Gene Ontology annotation, biological process: maturation of 5.8S rRNA from tricistronic rRNA transcript (SSU-rRNA, 5.8S rRNA, LSU-rRNA); rRNA methylation; maturation of LSU-rRNA from tricistronic rRNA transcript (SSU-rRNA, 5.8S rRNA, LSU-rRNA).
GAUGGGCUGGGAUCGGGCUGUGGCUGGGAAUGGGGUUGGAGAUGUGAUGGGUUGAGAAUGGAGCUUGGGAAUGGGACUGGGAUCAGGCUGGGGAAGGGGAGAGCCCGGCACAGGGUUGUGCUGACUGACUGACAGCAGGUCCCGGCCCCAGCAUGGGCAAGAAGAGCAAACUGGGCAAGAGCCGGCGGGACAAGUUCUAUCACCUGGCCAAGGAGACUGGCUUUCGCUCCCGCUCCUCCUUCAAGCUGCUGCAGCUCAACAGGAGGUUCCAGUUCCUGCAGAGGGCUCGGGCGCUGCUGGACCUGUGCGCAGCCCCCGGCGGCUGGUUGCAGGUGGCAUCUAAGUUCAUGCCAGUUUCCAGCUUGAUCAUUGGGGUGGACUUGGUGCCCAUCAAACCCAUCCCCAACGUGGUGACGCUGCAGGAGGACAUCACCACGGACAAGUGCCGCCAGGCCCUACGCAAGGAGCUGCAGACCUGGAAGGUGGAUGUUGUGCUCAAUGAUGGAGCCCCAAACGUGGGAGCCAGCUGGGUGCAUGAUGCCUACUCCCAAGCCAACCUGACCCUCAUGGCUCUCAAACUGGCCUGUGAGUUCCUCUGCAAGGGGGGCUGGUUCAUCACCAAGGUGUUUCGUUCUCGGGAUUACCAGCCACUGCUCUGGAUCUUCCAGCAGUUCUUCCACAAGGUCCAAGCCACCAAACCACAAGCUUCUCGAAAUGAGUCUGCUGAGAUCUUCGUGGUGUGUCAGGGGUAUCAAGCUCCAGAUAAAAUUGACAGCAAGUUCUUUGACCCCAAAUAUGCUUUCAAGGAGGUGGAGGUUCAGACCAAGUCUGUCACUGAGCUGGUCAGCAAAAAGAAGCCCAAGGCAGAGGGUUAUGCUGAUGGGGACACCACCCUCUACCACCGCUUCACCCUCAUGGACUUCCUCAAAGCUGCCAACCCCGUGGAUUUCCUCGCCAAGGCCAACGAGAUCACGCUGGGGGAUGGGGAGCUGGAGCAGCACAGCUCCACCACCGAGGAGCUGCGGCAGUGCUGCAAGGACAUCCGUGUGCUGGGACGCAAGGAGCUCAGAGCUCUGCUCAACUGGAGGACCAAGUUGAGGCGGUUUUUGGCCAAGAAGCUCAAAGAGCAGGCAAAGGAGGUGGAUAUCAACCUGAGCUCUGGGGAAGAGGAGGAAGGCAAAGAGGAGGAGAAGGAGGAGAAGAAGACGUCGCCAAAAGCCCCAGCCGAUGAGGUGGGGAAGGAGGAAGAGGAGGAGGAGGAGGUGGAGCUGGCAUUGGCAGAGAUGAAGGCCAAGGAGCUGGCAGAGCUAAAGAGAAAGAAGAAGAAGGUGCUGAGGGAGCAGCGGAAGCAGCGCGAGCGUGUGGAGCUGAAGAUGGACCUGCCCGGCGUGUCCAUCGCCGACGACGGCGACACCAGCAUGUUCUCCCUGCGCUCCCUGCACAGGACCCCGCUGCUGAACGAGAUGAGCCGUGGGGACAUGGCAGCAGCAGAUGCUCUGCUGGAGAUGGGGCCUGGGGAUGAUGAUAUUUACAUCUCAGACCAUGAAGGUGAUGAUGAUGAUGAUGAUGUGUCCUUGGCCAGUGAUCUGGAUCCAGAGGAGCUGCUUGAGAUAGAGGCUCGUCAGCGGCGGCUGGAGAAGGAGAGGAGAGAGCAGGGGGGAAAGAGGGCAAAGCCUAAGCAGAAGGAAGAGGAGGAGGAGGAGGAUGAAGAGGAGAAUCCUCUGCUGGUGCCUCUGGAGGAGAAAUCGGUGCUGGAGGAACGACAGACCAGCCUGUGGUUUGGGAAGGACGCCUUUGCUGGCAUCGAGGAUGAUGCAGAUGAGCAGCUGGAGCUGGGCCAGUCACAGCUAUUGGCUGAGAAACAACGUGAGGCUCAGAAAGACAAAGCACCAAAGAAAGGGCAGAAGGUGGUGGUGGUGCCCCAGGAGGAGGAUGCAGCCCAGCCCCUGCCUGCUCCAGCCACAGCCCCUGGGGCAGAGGAAGCUCUGGAUGCUCAGAGCAGCGACGAUGACAGCAGCAGUGACGAGGAGAGGCCGCUGGUGGCAGCGGGGCAGAAGCGGGGCCGCGCCGAGCCCGGCGGCUUCGAGGUGGUGCCCAUCGAGGACCCAGUGAGGAGAGCCCAAGUGCUGGACGCCGAGGGCCUGGCGCUGGGCUCCGUCAUCGCCACGUCCAGCAAGGCCAAGCGCGACCUGGUGGACGACUCCUUCAACAGGUACUCCUUCAACGAGGAGGAGGGCGAGCUGCCCGAGUGGUUCUGGCGGGAGGAGCAGCAGCACCGGCGCAGGCAGCUGCCUGUGGACAAGCAGACGGUCGAGGCCUAUCGGCAGCGCUGGCGCCACAUCAACGCCCGGCCCAUCAAGAAGGUGGCGGAGGCCAAGGCCAGGAAGAAGAAGAGGAUGCUGAGGAAGAUGGAGCAGAUGAAGAAGAAGGCCGAGGCCGUGGUGAGCACGGUGGACAUCUCGGAGAGGGAGAAGGUGGCUCAGCUGAGGCGCAUCUACAAGAAGGCUGGGCUGGCCAAGGAGAAGAGGCAGGUCACAUACCUGGUGGCUAAGAAAGGAGUGGGACCCCGUGUGCGCCGGCCUCGGGGGGUCAAAGGCCAGUUCAAGGUGGUGGACAGUCGCCUGAAGAAGGAUGUGAGGGCUCAGAAACGCCAAGAGCAGAAGAAGAAACGCCACAAGUGACGUGGGAUCAGCUCCAGCUUUGGCUAAGGACAGGUUCCUGCCUUUCCCCUACCUUCCCCCUGGCCCCCUGCCUCAGCUUUGGGCUUGGCCUUGAUGGGAUGUUGACCCAUGGGGCAGGGAGGCUUUGGCUGACCUUAGCAGCACAGGGUGGAUUCCCCCAGCCCAGGGCCCACAGAGGGGUUGCAAGCUCCCUGGGGCCUGGUUGGUGGCAGGACAGUGGGUGCAGAAGUGAGGGGGCUCUGCACAGAGCAGCUCCUGGCUUCCAGCACGAUUAAACCUGCUC